This is a messenger RNA of Verticillium dahliae VdLs.17, 4443 nucleotides long. Its product is annotated as ATP-binding cassette sub-family A member 9. The record is from RefSeq and is a predicted model, not a curated record. NCBI's taxonomy places the organism in Eukaryota, Fungi, Ascomycota, Sordariomycetes, Glomerellales, Plectosphaerellaceae. Bases 1 to 4443 code for a protein of 1480 amino acids. Gene Ontology annotation, cellular component: intracellular membrane-bounded organelle; membrane. Gene Ontology annotation, biological process: transmembrane transport; lipid transport. Gene Ontology annotation, molecular function: ATP binding; lipid carrier activity; ATP hydrolysis activity. The transcript has 11 exons.
AUGUCUUCAGGUAUUCGGCUCUGGGUCCGACAGACCCAGGCCUUGACCAACAAGAUCUUCCUCAUUACACUAAAGCGACAUUUACUUUCGACUUUGAUACGAGCUCUCGUCAUUCCUAUUCUAGUUGUCUCUCUGACAUUGGGACUCCAAAAGUCCACAUCAUCAGGCAACAGGUUUGGCGUCGGCAGCCCGUCACCCGCUGUGACACUAUCCGACGUCAUCCCUAACAACGCGAAACUCUUCUUCAUCCAGUCCGCCGACGCAGGUAGCGAUGUCUCGGCAGCCAUCAAGACCAUCACCGAUUCCCUCACGAGGAAGCCGAUCGUGCAGGUCCUACAGAGCGACGACGAGCUGGAGCAAAAGUGUCCGACAGACAUCAACGGCCGCACAGACUGCUACGCCGCCGUCACCUUCAACGAUUCCCCCCUCAGCAGCAACGGCGCCAAUCAGUGGAACUAUACCCUCCGCGUCAGUUCCUCCAAAGUCCCCUCCGGCUUUAAUGUCUUCAAGUCGAACAAGGCGGCAAAGAAUCCUUAUGCUCCGCUGCAGCUUGCCGUGGAUCAGGCCAUCACCAACUCGACGACCGUUCCGGAUAUGUUCAUGUAUACGCGGACGACACCGGAUGAUGAUGCCACCCAAAGGCGCAAAGACCUCAUCAGCGGCAUGUUUUCGGGGCUCAAUGUCUCGGGCAUGGCACAGCUCAUAGAUGUCAUGGGCGGUGGUGCUGCUGCCGCUCGCGUCGUGAGCUACCUCAUUGCUUUCAACAUUAUCUAUCUCCCUUCGUUUAUCAUCAUGGGUGGAGUCUUCUCUAGUCUCCUCUUUCCAUCCUCGAGCGCAGGAAUCCCCAUCCUCUGGCAAGUCCUUACUGGCUUGGCCCUUACCAGCUCUUGUGUUUUUGGUGCCACAUUUACCGUUCGAUAUUCCGCCAUCUGCGCUGUCGCCGCCAUCGUUGGCAUGGCUGUCUAUGCCAUGUCGAUGGACACAUUGAAGUACCCCAUCGACUCAUCAACCGCCAUUGGCUUCUCCAUCGUCUUUCCCAGCUGCAGCUAUAUCAUUGUUCUCAACCUGAUGGCUCGCUUUGAACGAAUCGGAAGGCCGAUCGAUAUCUUCGCAUCAGCGCCUAUGAACGGAAUUGACAUGGAGGUUGAAAUGGGGAUUGAAAUGGCCACUAUUGGAACACUCCUUGGAUACCUCGUGUUCACCAUUGUCGCCUUUCCUUUGGCAACCAUCCUCAUCGAGAGAUGGACCCAGGGAAUUAGCAACAAGGGUCGCAAAUUCAGUGGAGGAGGCCAGGCAGAUAAUGGGACAGCCCUACAGGUCAAGAGCCUGACGAAAAAGUACAGUUCCCCACUUUGGAAGCGCAUCUGCUGCUGUUUCUGCUGCGGCCGGAACCGCCCCUUUGUUGCCGUGGACAACCUGGACUUUACAAGUCAGAAGCAACAAGUCCUUUGCCUGUUAGGUAUCAAUGGAUCAGGAAAGACAACAACCAUGGACCUCAUCACUGGAAGGCAGAAACCCACGAGCGGGGUGAUCGAGAUCAACGCCGCAUCGUCACAGAUUGGCUUCUGCCCGCAACGAAACAUACACUGGGGGGAGUUGACUGUUUUCGAACAUGCCUACAUUUGGAACAUGAUCAAGGGAGGGUCGGCAACAACAGCAGAGCUGGAACAACUCGUCGACUCAUGUGAUCUGAGACAUAAAAUGAACAGCCAGGUUGCCACCCUGAGUGGAGGGCAAAAGCGCAAGGUGCAACUUGCAUGCAUGCUUGCUGGAGGAAGCACCAUUUGCCUCAUGGACGAGGUGACUACUGGCAUGGACCCUGUCUCUCGACGAGCCAUCUGGAAUAUCGUCCUUGCCGAGCGGUCGAGGCGAUCCAUGAUUCUGACGACACACUUCCUCGACGAGUGUGAGGUCCUCGCCGACCAGGUUGUGGUCAUCUCGCGCGGCCACCUCAAAUGCCACGGGUCGCCAGCCGAGCUGAAGAACAUGCACGGAGGAGGGUACCGUGUUCGCGUCCCCCAGGUCAACAAUGUCCCCCAGACCAGCUACCCGAUGGCUGUCUACCAGGGCGAGACGAUUUAUACCGUUCCGGACUCGACAUCUGCCACCAGACUUCUUUCAUCACUCGAGGCUACUGGACUGUCUGACGUUUUGGUUACCGGUCCGACCAUUGAAGAAGUUUUCCUUCGCGUCGCCAACGAGCCCGAAGCGCUCGAAAAGAGGGGCACAGGCCUGUCUGAUCUCGCACCCUUGACCAUAAGUGGCGAGGCAACUGAUGGUCAGCUAUCCUCCGGCACAAGCACCACGUUCCUGCAGCAGCUCAUGGCACUUACGAUCAAGCGUCUGACAAUAUUGCGAGGCAAUUACUGGUGGUAUAUACUGGCCUUAGUCAUCGCUUUGCCGUUCUCGCCAACCUUCACCUCGAUGCUGAAAUCGACAGACAUGGACUACAACACCGUCCCGUAUGAGCUGCCUUCCUGCAGCGACUUUGAGCCAUCCUUUUUCGACCUGCCGUCCGCCGUCACUCUAUCGUACUACGGAAAUAAGAAAGCGGGAGAUGUCUCGAUGAUCAUUGGCCCACAGUCGGCACGAGACAGUGUUUUCCGUGCCGUCGACAAGUUUCCCAUCGGUCGAACGAUUAAUACGACGGACUUUGACUCCAAAUACAUUUUCCAGAAUGACUACGACAGUUUCUUAAAGCGUGUCCACGACAAUGCUUCGAGUAUUCUGCUCGGUGCGAUCUACAUGGGCGACGGAUCUGCGAAACCAACAAUCGCUUACAACACUGAGCUCGGCUACGACUCGCCCGUGACGAUGCAGAGCCUCUGGAACCAGGCACGAAGCGGAGUACCCAUCGAAAUACAGCUCGCAUUUUUCACAACCUCCUCUCCUGUCGACGCUGAUGCAGGCCAGCUUCCUGCAACUAUCCGAGCCCUCCAGUACUCCAACAACGUCCGUCCCCGCCCACUCUGGGUCUCUUACAUCAUGGUCGACAUCGUCAUAGUCACCAUCGUCGCCGCGCUCGGCACACUUGCCUUGGCUAUGGAUGUGAAGAAUUGGUACCAUCCAGCCUUCAUAUUCCCGAUCAUGUGGCUCUAUGGCAUCGCGAGCAUGUUGUGGUGCUACAUCAUUUCUCUGUACACCGUGGCGGAGCUGGCCGCCUUUGCUUUUUCCGUUUGCAUCAUGGUUGCUGCGUUUGUCGUAACCAUCGUCAGCUUCUCGGUACGUUGGCACGUUCUCCGCCUGCUAUUCCCCAUCAUGAACCUUUACCGAGCCCUUGUCGUCGGCCUCAACGUCUGGCUUGUCACCUGCCGUGACUUCAAGCUCAUCGCCAACCCAGGGUCAUUCAACGCAUACGGCGGUCCCCUCGCUCUCCUCAUCGUCCAGGUGCUCUACCUAUUCCCCCUCCUGCUAUGGCUCGACGGAAGAAACACUUUCUCCAUGCCAUGGGGCAAGAAGAAGCUCGUCGACAGCGAAGAGUCCGUCUCCGGCGCGCCGCAGGAUAUCGAAAUGAAGAGCAUGCGAGUAGCCAGUUCGGAGAAGAACCUUCUCUCAGUGGAGCACGUCUCAAAGUCGUUCAAAGGCAAGCGCGCCGUUGACGACGUGUCGCUGGCCAUGACCGAGGGCUCCUUCGAUGCUCUGGACAAAAUCACGGCCAGGCAACAAUUGGAGUUCUACGCCCGCAUCAAGGGCAUCAAAGACAUGAAGCGCGAUGUCGAUUUUGUCAUGGCUAGGGUGGGGCUGACGCCGCAUGCCUCUCGUCUCACACAUAAACUGUCUGGCGGCAACAAGAGGAAGCUGAGUCUCGCGAUUGCACUCUUAGGCAACCCCGAGGUUCUCAUUCUGGACGAGCCGAGCUCCGCAAUGGACGCCAUCGCGAAGCGCGAGAUGUGGAAGAUGCUGUCAUCCAUUACGCCAGGACGUUCUGUUCUCUUGACGACACACUCCAUGGAAGAAGCAGACGAGCUUGCGACUCGCGUGGCCAUCAUGUCCAAACGCGUCCUCGCCAUCGGCACAAGCCAAGAGCUCCGCCAGCGCUACAGCAACGUCUACGACGUCCACCUCGUCCUGACAACAGCGCCAGGCUCCACGCGCAGCGAGAUGCACAGCAUUGAGUCCUGGGUGCACCAGGUGUUCCCGGAGGCGUCCUUUGACGCGGCCAGCCUUGGUGGACAGGUGCGGUUCGUCAUGCCCGUCGGGGCCGGGCCUUCGCCUGAUGGGAGGAGCACGGUGAGAAGGUUGAUGGAGACGCUGGAGGAGCAGAAGGUGAACCUUGGGCUCGCCCAUUAUACUGUUGGAAUGGGCACUUUGGAGAUGGUUUUCUUGAAUAUCAUGAAGGACAGCGGUGCGGCGGAGGAGGAAGAGCAGGACAGGCCCAGCCCGAGAAGAAAGGGGUUGAGGCGACUGGUGCCGGCAUUUAGGUCGGGCAGACUCUCCUUUUAA